UCACUCCCUCUCAAGCCACAGAAGCAAUGGAGCUCCUGGGAGGAGUCACUGUUGUUCUCCUAGUUUGCAUUGCUUGCCUGCUCUCCUUUGCAGCAUGGAAAGGAAGGUCUGGAAAGGGGAAGAUGCCUCCAGGACCAGCUCCCCUUCCCAUUCUAGGUAACCUGCUUCAGGUGAAACCCAGUAACUUGGCCAAAACCCUCCAGAAGCUCAGUAAAGAAUAUGGACCAGUGUUCACAGUGCACCUGGGCACUGAACCAGUGGUGGUGCUGCACGGACAUGACGUGGUGAAAGAAGCCUUGGUUGAUCGUGCGGACGAGUUUGCUUCCAGAGGACACAUGCCAAUUGGAGACAGGGCUAACAAUGGAAUGGGGAUUGUUUUUAGCAAUAAUGAGCCAUGGUUGCAAGUCCGGCGGUUUUCUCUCACUACUCUGAGGAACUUUGGAAUGGGGAAGAGGAGCAUUGAAGAGAGGAUACAGGAGGAGUCUGACUACUUGCUGGAAGAGAUCAACAAAACAAAGGGAGCAGCUUUUGACCCAACCUUCAUGCUGAGCUGUGCUGUCUCAAAUAUCAUAUGCUCUAUUGUCUUUGGGAAACGAUAUGAUUAUAAAGACAAGAAGUUCCUGGCUCUGAUGAACAACAUGAACAACAUCUUUGAGAUGAUGAACUCCAUCUGGGGACAGCUCUACCAGAUGUACUCAAGUAUCCUGUAUUACCUGCCUGGCCCACACAACAAUAUAUUUGCAGAAUUUGAUGCUCUGAAAGCAUUUGUGGCAGAGGAGGUGAAGUUGCACCAAGACUCCCUAGAUCCCAACUCCCCUCAGGAUUUCAUCGACUGUUUCCUCAGCAAAAUGCAGGAGGAGAAAGAUCGUCCCAAUUCCAGUUUCUACAUGAAGAACCUGAUAACAAGCGCCUUUGACUUAUUCAUUGCUGGAACUGAGACAACAAGCACCACUGUCCGAUAUGGGCUUCUGCUUCUUCUCAAAUACCCGAAAAUACAAGAGAAAAUUCAAGAAGAGAUUGACCAGGUAGUAGGACGAUCAAGAAAACCUUGUGUGGCUGACCGGACCCAGAUGCCCUACACAGAUGCUGUGGUCCAUGAAAUCCAGCGCUUCAUCUCUCUUAUUCCCCUGGCUCUACCUCACACUGUGACCAAAGACACCAGCUUCAGAAACUACAUCAUUCCUAAGGGCACCACGAUUUACCCUGUCCUCACUUCUGUCCUCCACGACAGUAAAGAGUUUCCAAACCCACAUGAGUUCAAUCCUGAACAUUUCCUGAACAAGGAUGGCACCUUUAGGAAGAGCGACUUCUUCAUGCCCUUCUCAGCAGGAAAACGAAUAUGCCCUGGAGAGGGCCUGGCACGAAUGGAGAUAUUCUUACUCAUAGCCACCAUCUUGCAGAACUUUACUCUGAAGUCUGUUGUCAAGCCCCAGGAGCUCGACAUAACCCCCACUCUGAGUGGGAUAGGCAAUGUACCUCCUGCCUACCAGCUCUGUGCUGUGCCCCGCUGAAAGCACUGAACUGCUCUCCAGUGUCCUGAAACCAGCUGCUCCUUUACAUCUUCUUUGCUAAAAUUAACAGCAGGAGCACUGACCCACCUUUCCCAAGCCUUCAGGAAGGCAGUCCCAACACAGGUACAUGCACAAAGCAGAGACCUCUGAAGCCUCCCAGAACUUCAGCACACCACAGGAGGCCCUGACAUUGCAGCCUCUUGCACUGAUGCUCUGUCACAGGAUCACUGAGAGCAUAGAGCAGCUGGUUUUGUCACCAGCACAGCUCCCACCAAGACCAUGCUUUGCAGAUGGAGAGUGCUGCAUGCGUGUACAUUCAUGAUCCAAUAAACAAAAAUCUACUUAUAAA
Molecule: messenger RNA, 1860 nt
Organism: Ficedula albicollis (Collared flycatcher)
Lineage: Eukaryota; Metazoa; Chordata; Aves; Passeriformes; Muscicapidae
Product: cytochrome P450 2C19-like
Exons: 9
Coding region: 27-1511 (494 amino acids)
Biological process (GO): xenobiotic metabolic process
Cellular component (GO): cytoplasm; intracellular membrane-bounded organelle
Molecular function (GO): oxidoreductase activity, acting on paired donors, with incorporation or reduction of molecular oxygen, reduced flavin or flavoprotein as one donor, and incorporation of one atom of oxygen; iron ion binding; heme binding
Source: RefSeq, a predicted model, not a curated record